Eruca vesicaria subsp. sativa (arugula) is the source of this 357-nucleotide messenger RNA. Lineage: Eukaryota; Viridiplantae; Streptophyta; Magnoliopsida; Brassicales; Brassicaceae. The record is from the annotation of a GenBank genome assembly.
AUGGAGGAGUACAGGCUUCCGAGUAAAUGGAACUCUAAGCAAGAUCACGUGGUUUGCAAGAGUCAGAUUUUGUUCCAAACUGAGUUCAGUCUCUUGCUCGCCAAGCAUUUAUCCUAUUCAUCAGAUAAGAGGUCUAAAGAAUCUGGACUCUACAUAUUUGCGAACUGGACAGAGGCUUGUGGUUAUAGCGAUGGAUGUGAUAGCGCGGUCAUUGGAGGGUCAAGAGCGGAUAAGGACAAAUAUUUUGAUAUUGAGAAGGGAGAAGAAGUAUUGAAAACUUGUAUUAUAGAAGAGUAUAGACUUGUGGAAGAAGCAAUGAAGGAUAAAGUGUUGUGCAUUAUCAAGCGUCAGAGGUAA